AUGUCGAAGCUAAUCACUGUCUUUGGAGCAACUGGAAAUCAAGGCGGAUCGGUGAUUCGCACUAUCCUGAACGACCAGAAACUGUGCAAAGAAUUUCGGGUUCGGGGUGUCACUCGAGAUGUCAACAAGCCGACUGCUAAGGCUCUCGCCGAGCAAGGUGUUGAAAUCGUUCAGGGAGACCUGCUGAAUCCUCAAGAUGUAGCUACUGCAGUGAAGGGAGCCGAUACAGUAUUCCUGGUGACAAACUUCUGGGAAUACUUCUCUUCGGAUCCGGAGAUUCAGCAGGGGAAGAUUGUGGCAGAUGCCUGUAAAGAGGCCGGUGUCAAACAUCUCAUCUUCUCUUCCCUGAUCGACGCAUCGAAGACGACAAAUGGACGACUUGUCAAUAUCACUCACUUUGAUGGUAAAGCAGAGGUGGAGCGAUACAUCCGCUCCCUUGGAAUCCCUGCCACGUUUGUCAUGCUCGGUGUCUUCAUGAGCGAGCUUUUCACCUUGAUUCAAAAAGGAGAAGAUGGAUCUUUUACGUUGGCUCUCCCUGUCUCCACGAAGGCUCCAACGCCUCUCAUUGAUGCUUCUAAGGACACUGGUAACUUCGUUCGCGCUGCUCUGGUUAAUCCGCCUAAAGAGGGUUCAAAUACGAUCCAUGCUAGCGCUGGUUACUACACCCCCGAGCAGAUUGGUGUCGAUUUUGAAGCAGCUACCGGGAAGCAACUUGCGGUUGUGUCUGUCCCGGGAGAAGUUUUCAAAUCCUUCCUGGGUGCGUCGAUGCCCCCGCACUUGGUGCUUGAGGUGUACGAGAAUCUCCUCCUGUUGGAGGAAGAAGGGUAUUAUGCUGGUGCAGACCUAUCUCCGAGCCUCAACGCUCUGUCGGAAAAGCCUGUAACUUUGAAGGAGUUCUUUACUCAGCAUAAAGAGAAAUGGUGA
Penicillium chermesinum is the source of this 924-nucleotide messenger RNA. Its product is annotated as NmrA/HSCARG family protein. The record is from RefSeq and is a predicted model, not a curated record. The coding region runs from base 1 to 924 and encodes 307 amino acids. NCBI's taxonomy places the organism in Eukaryota, Fungi, Ascomycota, Eurotiomycetes, Eurotiales, Aspergillaceae. The transcript has 3 exons.